ACGAACUUGUGUGGUGUGUUGUUAAAUGUUAAAAUAGGCGUAAUUUUUAAAUUACUUCUAAUUAAAUGUAAUUUUAUUCAAAUGAAGAAUAGAAUUCUUAUAAGUGUUGACCUUUUCAGUGUGUUUAUAAAUGAAUUUUCCUCGAAAUUUUCUUUGUGAGUGAUUUGUGAGAUGAAAUUUGGUGGAUUGUUUUGGUUCCAUUGAAGUCUAUUGAUUUAUCAUAAGCCAGUGACCUGUUUUUCGUAUUUGUUAUGUGAUUCUCGUAAAUAAUUAAUAGUAUUCGUAGAGGGCAGUGUCCGUACUCUGUACUCUGUAGCCGUGGGAGUGAUUAUUUCUCUAGCAAUACGAAACUGCGACAGACAUGUCUGCGGCGAAAUUUGUGUUAUGAUUAAACGUAAUGCGCGGUUUAGCUAAUUAAAUAGUUAGAAUCUUUAUUCGUUAUGGUGCGCUCUCCACAAUGAUGACGCCUAUCGAAGAAAAGAAAGAUGAGAAGAUUCGCACAGGCAUGGUGCAAGUAUCGGACGGCAAGUCGAGGCCGAGGCCGGCGCGCCUCGUGCUCACGAUGGAGGCGGUGACGGUACAGCGCGAGGUGGUCAUACCGCCGCAGCCGCCGCGCGACAAGAACGUGCCCCACGCUAGAGAGCGAAUGGUCCAACUGACUCGUCAAAAAGUGGGCGGCCUGGGGUUGAGUAUAAAGGGUGGCGCGGAACACAAGUUGCCCAUACUCAUCUCCAAGAUAUACAAGGACCAAGCGGCCGACCAGACCGGACAGCUGUUCGUCGGGGACGCCGUCAUCAAAGUGAACGGCGAGUACAUAACGGCGUGCAAGCACGACGACGCCGUCAACAUCCUGCGCAACGCGGGCGACAUCGUGGUGCUCACCGUCAAGCACUACCGCGCCGCCACGCCCUUCCUGCAGAAGCAAGCGGACGGAGCGUCCGACACCGACAGCAGCACGGGGGACGAGCACCCCUCCUUGCACAACAAGGUAGACGCCAACUGCAACUCGGAGCGGACGGACACCAACGGCGGCUGGCAGAGCGCCUGGGGCGACCCGGACGACGGCAGCCGGCCCGGCAGCGCGGCGGGCUCGGCGCGCGGCUCGCGCCCGCCGUCCGUGGCGUCCGACCGCCUGCCCGACCGCGCGCCCGUCGGCUGCAAGGAGUGGGUCGACGUCAUCUCAGUGCCGCUGAUGAUGGGCUACGUGACGCGGUACGUGUUCGGCACGGACAAGCUGCGGCCGGGCGCGUUCGAAGUGCGCGGCGCGCGGCCGCAGCAGACGACGGGCGUGGUGCACGUGGACGAGCCGGCCGCGCUGUCGCACUGGCUCAAGAGCAUCUCCGACAACAUCAUGGGGCUCACCAACCUGCAGAUGAAGCUGUUCAACCGGCACCUGUCGGGCGGCGAGCGCAUCGAGUACAUGGGCUGGGUGCACGAGGGGCUGGUGUCGGGCGCGCAGCCGUGGCAGACCUACCGGCCGCGCUUCCUCGUGCUGAAGGGCACCGACGUCAUGCUGUUCGACGUGCCGCCCGCCGGCAUCGCCGAGCUGCCCAAGUGCCCCGAGACCCUCAAGGUGUACCAGACCAUGUUUCGCACCGUGAAGGAAAGCGAGACCGUGGACUGGCGGCAGCACUGCUUCCUGGUGCAGAGCAGCAGCAGCCUCACGUCGGCCGCCGCGCCGCGCUACUUCAGCGCCGAGACGCGCCACGAGCUGCUGCGGCUGGAGGCCGCCUGGACCGCCAACAUCGUCAACUCCGUCGUGCGCCUCGGGAAGAAAACGUUCACGGUGGUGCACAUGGGGCGCGCGGCGGGGCUCACGCUGGACUGGUCGUCCGGCUUCUCGCUCAGCGAGGGCACGCCAGGGGCGCCGCCAGUGUGGUCUUACAGAUUUUCGCAACUAAGAGGUUCCAGCGACGAUGGUAAAUCAAAAUUAAAGCUGCACUUCCAAGAUACUGAGACCAAAGUUAUUGAAACUAAGGAGUUGGAAUGUCAGAUCCUGCAGAGCCUUCUGUUCUGCAUGCACGCCUUCCUCACUGCCAAGGUGGCGUCCGUGGACCCCGCCUUCCUCGCCUCCAUCCAGCAGGCCAACUGAGCCAACACCACCGCACCGUGAACUGUAGGAGGUGAUGUGUACGAUUGUGGACUCUAACGUGGACUGGAUAAGGGCCAUAUUUAAUUGUCCUCCGAAAAAGUGCUCGCGCGUUUUUUUUCUUAUUGACUUUGAGGUUUGGGUCUUACAAAAAUUGCGGCAUGUGUCAGAUAGCUUAUUCACUUUUAUUUUUGUCAUCUAACACUUAUCAGAAAGUGGUGAAGCAAGGCUCAGUAAUAAAUAAAUCAACGAUUUUUUUGAAAAUUGUAAACUACAACAUUAGUUUUAGUAUUUAAAAAAGGAAAACGAAAAACAUUCAGUAUUCUUUAACAGACUUUUAUUUAACUUAUUAGUAUGUCAAAUCUUGCAUUUGACCAUUUGGGGACCAACAGUGGUUCCCAAUUGAAUUGAGCUCAAAGUUUUACGAACAAGUUUAUACAACAAUUAAUAAGUUAAGUGACGUCAUUUUAAAUCGAUUAUGGCGAAUCCCUAAAGAUGAUGCAUCAUUUAUUUUUGGCAGCCCCAUGUCUCUACUAACAUUUGAAAAAAUGUCGUAUUUUUAGUUUUACUUGAGAAUGUCUAGAAAUAAUUAGUGAUAGGCCUAAAAUUCUAAACUACGACAGCGAAUGUAGGAAGACUUACAUACAAUAAAACUGUUCUUCCGAUACGUUCUUUUCUUCCUCUAUAUUUACACAAACGUAUGUAUCAUGUAGUUGUUAAGGGCUUAUGAAUUUAUUGCGUCACUGCACUGUUUCAAAUCGUGCAUUUAACCAUUUUAAUAAGUGGCGCCCUCUAGUUGGAAUUUUACCCUAGGUUGAAUAUUAUACAGGGUGCUCGGGAGUAUUUCCUAUAACUUCAAGGCGUUGACAAGUCCACUUAUACGAGCCGAAUUGCAUAACAAAUUUUUUUUUUACUAAAAAAAUAACUUUUUAAUUUUCAUACAAAGUAAUUCAUAUCAUUCCGUCUAUCCAUGUAACACACGCCUUUAUCUAUCCUUGCAUUUUAAAAUACAUAAUCAUAGUGGUAAAACUGUCGAUAUCGAUAAGAUAUUGCAACUGGCACUCCGCACUUCACUAGUAAGCUACUUCAUAAUAUUUAUAAAUGAAUAAGUUUGGCUAGAUUAUAAUAUAAGAAAGUGAUAUAAGGAACACAAUGUAAGAUCUUUUUACAUUAGAAAUAUUUUUUACUCCGAAAAUAUUCAUUUUUGAACACAUGUUCCUUAGACAUUUUUAAUUAAUUUUCCUUAGAGAGUUAUAGGUAAUACUCCCAAACAUCCUGUAUAAUAAUAUAAUUAAAUUGCCUCCUUGGUCCCAGUGGUUAGCCUGUCUGGCUUCGGAUCCGAAGAUCCUCGGUUCUAAGAAUUUUUCUCUUCUCCUCAACAUAAUUUAUGGAUGUUUUCUAAUAUAUGACAUUUUUCAAUUCGAAAUAUACUUAUAUUAAUUUGUGUAGGUAUAAACAGUGUAAGUCAUAAUUUUAAGCGAUUUUAAAAUUUAUAUAAAUCGGACGUUACUUUGCGAAAGUUUAUUAAUAGUAAACAAUAAAAAAAUAUAUAUUCAUAAUAAUAAUUAACCAUGAUAUUGUGUUCAUUAUUUAUUAUUAUAAGUAGAUUAAAAUAUUUAAGCUUUUACAAUAGCCGAAAUUGGUUGCAAUCUAUAAGAUCUGCCGCUACAUCGAUGUCAUUACAAUUUGAUGACAUUAUUAUCUUUUAUUAUAAACCAAUAAUUGUAACGAAACUUAGCGCCUGUAAAUUGUCCGUCUCUGAACUAUUCAAACCAAUCAGAUAAAUUUUUUUAAUAAUUUCUAAUUUUUAACAUAUUCUUGACGAAAUAAAAAUAUAAAUUAUUAAAAUUAAAAACACACGAUACAUAGGUAGUUGAAAACCAAGAUUUUAAAAUGUUGAUAGAUUUUAAUUUUUUAAUUUUAUGAGGACUUAAUUAUUGCUAGUUCAUUAAAAAUUAUAUAUUGGUUGAAUUUGAAUUAUUCCUAUAUGAGUAGAGGCUACAAUUUGACUGAUUUUCAUUAUUUAUAAUUAAUAUUAAAAUGACUAUUAUUCAUUAUUAUUAUUAUUGUGAUGAAGUAAAUGUUCGUGUACAAAUUCCUAACCAUUUAGGAAUCUUAAUCAUGAUUAAGAUUCCCAAAUGUAUAUCAAUAGUUUGUUCGAAAAACGUUGGGCAUAUACCAACAGUUUUACUGUAGUAAUUAGUAAUCCCACUUCUGAAUUCUUAAUAAAUGACGUUUAUAUGAAGUGCGAUAUAAUAAAAUAUUAAAGCAUCAUCGAAAAAGUAGGUUUGUCUGUAAAUUAUACGUAGAAAUCAUUGCGCUUGGGUCAUAUCAUUAAAUUUAAGUAAAAAUCUAUAUUAUAUAAUAUAAUCUAUUAUUGUGCUAUAUUGAUUGUGGAUUGAAAUGAAAUGCUAAAUUAGUUUGUUAAAGAGGUUUCAUAUUCUAACGUUUAUUGACUGGAUCGGCCCGAUGCAAAAUGGCUACUGGCUAUAGUGUUCAUAGAUUUAUAGUUGUAGGUGAUUAUUAUUAUUGUAAAAAAUAGUUUUUUUUGGAAAUAUGAGGAGUGUUUUCUAUUAUCGAAAGUUAUUUGUAAGUUAAGUUUGUAACAACAGCCGCGGUGUCGAAUGCCCUUUCGGCCCGUAGCCGUGGCUGUAGUGGAUAUAUCUUUGAAGUCUGAAUUUAUUGUGUAGUGAUUCGUUCUAAAAUCGACUUUAAUUUUAUUAUCACAUAAUAUAUUUCUGCAUUUAAAACUUUCUUGUAUAAUAGUUCUAAUUUCUCAGUACCAACCUCAGCUAUUUAUUUACGGUAGGAAAGGUAUUGAAGUACUGGGCUUAACAAUUGUCUUAUAAUAAAUUAGUUUAAGUACCUCAAGUCGUAAAACAAUUCGUCCCCUGUAAUGGUAUUUUUGAUCACAUAGCUUAUUCGCUAAUUAGUUAUACAAAAUAGUAGCGUUUUUGUGUAGAAUAUGCCCAAGAUCUACUAUAAUGCUUUUAAAGUGAGAAAAUAUGAACAUAUUGCUGUUGUUUGUCGACUAAUCUUGAGCAUUUGACUUCCGGUAAAGACGUACCGCCAAGCGAUUUAGCGUCCCGGUUCGAUGUCGUGUGGAAACCGAAAGGGGUGUGGAUUUUCAUCCUCCUCCCAACAAGUUAGUCCGCUUCUAUCUUAGAUUGCAUCACUUACCAUCAGAUGAGAUUGUAGUCAAGGGCUAACUUGUGAAAAAUAAAACGUGAAAAAUGUUCACUUUGAGUCGCGCCGUUGUAGUCGGUUUUGGGCAUUUAAAAAUAUGACGUCACUGUAUUCACGUCUAGAAUGAACGUAUAUUGUUUUACAAAAUGUAUAAAAUCUAACACAAAUCUAGUAUUUUCUUAAAUACCCACAAUUAACAAAUCUAUUUUUUAACUAUUUAACACGCAUAUUAUAUUUUAAGUUUUUAUUAAAAUGCUGUUUACCAACUAAAAAUAAGAUAGAUCAACAUUAUUUUUUUUUAUAAUAAUUGUGUUAAUAUUAUUAAAAAGUUGCUUUGAGUAAAUUUACAUUAUUUCACAUUUUUUGCUUGUAACACUAGUUUUUAAUUAGGUUAUUCAAUAACACGCUUUAUUUAUUUAUUUAUAUAUUAAGUAUCCCUAUAAAAAGAAACUUCAUACUGGAGUGACUGAUAUUAUUUUGUAAUUAAGUAUAUACAUAUACUACUAGUUUUGCGUGCAUACACCAAAUUAAAAAACCAACUUUUAUUGUUGUCGGGAAUCGAAUUAGAUAGAAAGUAAAUGUUUGUAUAAUUCCUAGUAUCAAUAAAAGUUUCGCCACACAGCGGACGGGACGAGACGGGACAGCGACGCGACGCGACGCUGGGGUGUCGAGAAUCGAUAUCAUAUAUAGUACGGGAGCCCGGGAUGCUAAAUUUGCAGUUAGCCGAGCGUCAUGAGGACCACAUUUGGUAGAACAAAUUAAAUGAAGAGUAAAUGGUUAUUAACUUUUUUCGCUUUUAGCGGUGAAAAAAAAAACCACAAGUCUUACUGAAAUUGUCGGAAUAUUUCAGCGAUUAAUUAGGGGGUUCCUUCAAAAUAAGUAAAAAAUUAAUCUCACUCGUAACUCGAGAACUAAACUAUCAGGGUUUUAUUUUGCAACUUUGAAAUCCUUCCAUUCCAUUACGUUACGCUUAAUUUUUGGUUGCCCUAAACGUACCCACCAAUACUAAGGGCUCAUAAGGGCUUGGUGGAGGUACUCAAUAACGUGCAAGGUAUAGUCCCUUAUGUUUAUCUGCCGCGAACGAGUAACUGCAAAAAUCUCCUUCGGCUCCAACUAAUACUAGUUAACCCGUCACGCCAAACGCUAUGUAUUUGUCAAGUUGUAUGUCGCGUCGCAGUCCCAUCCGUUGUGUGGCGAACCCUUAAACGCCUCUAACUAUACGUAGUUGUUUGAAAGUGUACCAAAAGUUAGACGUUAUAGCUCCAUUCAUAAUAUAAGAAAAUUUUAUAUGAAAAGAAAUGCUCGGCCAGACAUCUGCUGGGUGGUUCGCUAGCUCAGUGGUAUUUAGAAAAUCAAAGCCAUUGACCUCUUACAUUUAAUGGCACACGAAAUGCUACGGAAUGUAUUGCGUAAUACAAUAAAGUUGUAAUGUACUGAUUUGAAACAUGCUCGGUUGAUUUUAUUUACCGAUAGAAACCGAGCUACCGAGAGUAACCCAGGUGUUUUCCACUAUGAACUUGUAUUGUACUUCGUUGACGGUUUUGUAUUUGUGGCUCUUAACUGUCGAAAUUAACUCGAUUGGAAUCCUAGAGUUAGAAUGUGGCAGUAUUAUUCACGAAGUCCAUUAAAAUGUACAAAUUUAUUAAAAGCUACUAUUUAAGCUCAGCCACAACAGUAGCAUGAUGUGUGUGUACAAGAGAACUAGAUAAAAGAGCCCUGUUCCGUUAAAGGUGACCGCUCACUUGUCCAUGCCGAACUAACUGAAAGAGCUGUAAGAAACCUAUAUAGGUUUCUUACAGCUCUUUAAAACAUGUGAAUCUCGGAUGCUUAAUGCUUAUUAAUUCUAAUAGUUUUGAGCUAGAAAAAAAUAGCAGAUGACGUCAUCAGACCUGUCGUUUAUUUGUAAAAUGUAGGUGACUUUUUAAUGCUUUUACAUUUUUGUCGUCCCGCCAGCGUUGUGUCGCCGUCGCGUCCGGUCCGCUGUAUGUCCGAACUUUAUACAUGAGCUAUAUGCAAUAACCUGAUUUUUUGGACCAUUUAAAUUAUUUAUUAACUUCAACAAAUAUCGUAUUUCUGUUAUAAUCCAGUCAAAUAAGACUUCAAGGUUACAAUUCCCAUAGAGCUAAAAACUGGUAUGAAUGAAAAAAAAUUAUUGAUGGUGAAAGUUUGUUUUACAGCAAAAAUUGUAAUAAUCCGAUUCUCUACAAAAAAUGUAUCCACACUUUUUUUUCAUAAGUAUUGCCAUUUUUGUGAUACAGCGGUUGAAAGAAUUGAAAAAAAUAUUUUAUUCGUAAUAUUCUUACCUUACUUACUUCUAUUUUAAGGAUUAAUUUUACUGGACUAAUACCGUAAUUCUUUCGGUUGGUAAAUUGUUUUCGGCAUAGGCAAGUUUGCGGUCGCCAAUUUAGAUCUGAUAGAUGAAACGACGCUUAGCUUAAUGUAUAACUAUUGUAAUAAAUGGACAAUAUUAGUGUUCCCUUGAUGUUGUCUCGCUGUUCGUGUUAGCUGUUACUCCGUCUGCUCAGUGUUGCCGUUACAGGACUGAUCUUGUUAGCGUUAACUUUUAUACUGAAGAGGAACUUUCGAACUGGUCGAUAUUUGAUCGUAUAUCUAGUAACACAAAUUAUUAUUACUCGAUUUCCUAUCGCUGUAAAGUAGAUAAUUGUAUUUAUGCACGCGCUAUGUCGUUCUACAUUAGUCAAUUUGAUUACGAAACAAUUAAAAAAAUCAAUUAAACGAAAUUUACAUUAAUUGUAGUUUAAACUGAAAUGUAAUAAAAACGAAGGAUGCCAAACGACGCGUCUGUAAAGCCCAUAAAGUGUAACAAAUGUAAUAUUUAUCUGCGUAUGUGGCCUUUAACGGAAUUAAGGGCCAAUGUGUUAGUCAAUUUAGUGAAAAUAUUCAAGACUGAACUAGAAAGUGAAUACUCAAUAGUUGUUUUUAUCCUCAUUCUGUUUAUAUCCACAUAAUGCAUCUGCAGUAGACUUAAUGCGUAAUUUAUUUAUUUACAUUCAAAAUAAUAUUAUGAAUUUUACAGAUCUGUUCCUUAAUCGUAUAUGUUGUCUAUAAUCAUAGUAAAUAAAUAAACGAGUCGUACACGGGACACUUGACAGACAAUUCUCAUCGUCAAUUAUAAAUAAUCUCAUUGAUUUGUACAAAUUUCAUAUCCAUACACAUCUUGAGAUACGAUUGUUAGAAUGUGUAACUAUCAUAAUCCUAAUUCGUUUAGCAGCACGUUGGGGUAUGUUUACAACAAUUAUUUUAAACGCUUCUUGAUUACGAAACAUACGUACGAGUAUCUUCAGCACUUUGAAGAUUUGUAUAAGUAUCAUAUUAUAUUCGUAGUAUAUUUUGUGACCUAGAAACUAAAAAUGAGACUUUCAUUAAAUAUAAUGAAAGUAACGUAAAGAAACCUUUAUUAAAUUGAUAAUGUAAACGCGGGUAGUCCAAUAUAAAUGCUAAUAACGACAUCACUAAGUCUACACCUUCGAUGACCAAUUUUCCGUUUCGAUAAGCGCGCAUCACAACGCGUCCCAAUUGUCAUUAACAGGCGCGCGUACUGUCCUUGUGCUCAGUGCAAUACAUACAUGCAAACAAACACUGAACGCAGUCAGUACUGUAUGACGAUGACAGUGUAUAAUUUAAAUUUGUCUUUAUGUAUCUAUUGUAAGACGAUAGAGAGAAUUUGAGGCUCACACUGGCGAGCUAAAACAAUAGGUACUAACAUGUUGGGGUAUGACUCAUACCACCGCACACUCGGAUUGCGCGAAUCGGUAACUUGAUCUGCUUCUAUAUGAUUUGCCUUUUGGACAAUAUAUUGAAUUAAUAAACGAUAAUUGUUCCCUGCGUGCUGCUGCUGUAUUAUAGAUGAGGUCGAAUUUAGUAAUUGUGACCAUUACCUAAACCGAAUAUUAUCCUGUCCUGUAAUAUACUCGAACCUACGAAAGUGUUGUGAAUGCGAUUAGAUUGUAAAUGUGUAAUAAAGUCUCUCGUUUCUUGAUCUCGAUUAUUCUCUGAAAUAAAACAGUAUUUAUCACUUUUUAGAUAGCUUCAACAUGUUUUCCUGAUAUCUGUUUUUCUACACUAAACUAAGUACUUACAACGGACUUUUGGUCUGUUUUAGUCAGACAUAUCUUUUUACAAUUUCAAUUUAUUCUGAUAAUUUCUCAGCAAAACGUUUUACUACUCGCAGUAAAAUAUUUGUAUGAUACAAUAAUGUAAUCUUAUGUAAUAGCUAAGGGUUAAUACCUAGUUAUUUAUGACUAUUGUUGAUUAUGUAACUGAAGUGUAUCCAUUAGUAAAAUUUUAAUCUGA
Messenger RNA from Bicyclus anynana (squinting bush brown), 9589 nucleotides. RefSeq names its product gamma-1-syntrophin (gene Syn2). Gene Ontology annotation, cellular component: dystrophin-associated glycoprotein complex; intracellular anatomical structure. Gene Ontology annotation, molecular function: structural molecule activity; protein binding. NCBI's taxonomy places the organism in Eukaryota, Metazoa, Arthropoda, Insecta, Lepidoptera, Nymphalidae. The transcript is spliced from 12 exons. The record is from RefSeq and is a predicted model, not a curated record. The coding region runs from base 458 to 2092 and encodes 544 amino acids.